Messenger RNA from Dromiciops gliroides (monito del monte), 3247 nucleotides. It is a transcript of the gene PRIM2, whose product is annotated as DNA primase subunit 2. The record is from RefSeq and is a predicted model, not a curated record. The transcript is spliced from 14 exons. Gene Ontology annotation, biological process: DNA replication, synthesis of primer. The coding region runs from base 141 to 1670 and encodes 509 amino acids. NCBI's taxonomy places the organism in Eukaryota, Metazoa, Chordata, Mammalia, Microbiotheria, Microbiotheriidae. Gene Ontology annotation, cellular component: alpha DNA polymerase:primase complex.
CCGCCAUAGAGAAGGGCUGAGUCCUGAUUUUAAGGGGAAGGGAUCCUUGCGCUUUUAGGUGACUCGGAGCUGCUGCAGGUGAUAACCUCGCGUGGGCAUCUCACGGCUCCUUUCCUCUUUCCAGCCUGUAGGUAACAAAGAUGCAGUUUCCUGGAACAAAGAGAAAGAAAUUGAGUCUGGCAGGUGACCAGAGGAGUGCUUCCUAUCCUCAUAGCCUUCAGUUCUACCUACAACCUCCGUCUGAAAACAUAUCUUUGUCAGAGUUUGAAACUCUGGCCAUUGAAAGGCUUAAACUGCUCAAGACAGUUGAAAAUCUUGGUGUAAGCUAUUUGAAAGGGUCUGAGCAAUACCAGAAUAAGUUGGAGAGUGAGAUUCGAAAACUCAAAUUUUCUUACAGAGAAAGUUUAGAUGAUGAAUUUGAAGCACGAAGGAGAGAUCACAUAUCUCAUUUCAUCUUGCGUCUUGCUUAUUGCCAGUCAGAGGAUCUCAGGCGCUGGCUCAUUCAACAAGAAAUGGACCUGUUUCGAUUUCGAUUCAGCAUUCUGCCUCCUGACAAGGUCCAGGAUUUCUUAAAGGAUAGCCAUCUACGGUUUGAAACUAUUAGUAAAGAAGAAAAGGAGCUCCACUUUCAGGAUAUUCUUGACUCAUCAGUACCUUUAAGUGGAAACAAGUAUGAAUUAGAUGCUGUUUAUAAGGUUCCUUUUUCUGAUGCUCUGGAUUUGUUCCGAGGAAGGAAAGUCUAUUUGGAGCGUGGCUUUGCAUUUGUGCCACAUCAGGAUAUCGUGUCAAUCAUCUUGAAUGACUUUAGAGCCAAACUGUCCAAGGCUUUGGCAUUAACAGCAAGGUCACUGCCGUCUGUGCAGUCUGAUGAACGACUACAGCCUCUUCUUGAUCACCUCAGUCAUUCCUAUGUUGGUCAAGAUUAUAAUGCACAAGGAAAUGUGGGGAAAAUUUCAUUGGAUCAGCUUGAUUCUCUUGCAAUGAAAUCAUUCCCGCUUUGUAUGCGUCAGUUGCAUAAAGCUUUGCGAGAACAUCAUCAUCUUCGUCAUGGUGGCCGAAUGCAAUACGGUCUUUUCCUGAAGGGCAUUGGCUUAACUCUUGAGCAGGCUUUGCAGUUUUGGAAGCUAGAAUUUAUCAAAGGAAAAGUGGAUACAGACAAGUUUGACAAAGGCUAUGCUUACAACAUCCGCCAUAGCUAUGGUAAGGAAGGCAAGAGGACAGACUAUACGCCAUUCAGCUGCAUGAAGAUUAUACUAACCAAUCCACCAAGCCAAGGGGAUUAUCACGGGUGCCCAUUCCGCCACAGUGAUCCUGAGCUAUUGAAGCAGAGGCUCCAGUCAUCCAAGAUCUCUCAAACCGGGAUAAACCAGAUUUUGGAUUAUGUAAAAGGCACUCACUACCAGUUGGCCUGCCAGAAGUUCUUUGAUCUAACACAUAAUGUUGAAGAUGGCAUGUUUUCUUUGAAUCAUCCUAAUCAGUAUUUUUUGGAGAGCCAGAAGCUUCUCAGUGGUGGCCGAGAAGUCAGAAAGGAGCCUAGCCAGCCAGAAGUUCCUCAGGCCAGGCAGAGUGCCCAGAAAACUGCUAAUUCAGCAUCAUCUUCUCUCCCAGCAUCUUUAGAUUCUACACUGGAAAUGGAUAUGGAAGGGUUGGAGGGUUACUUCAGUGAAUAAUACUUGAUUGUCUCCCUUCUUCCUCAGCCUUCAGUUCUUCUUUCUAGGUUUUAACAGGUUCUCUCUUCCCCCUUCCUAACCUAAUUAGUAACAGGAGAGAGUCAUUUUCCUGGAUGGAUAUAGUUAUUUCAUUCAUAUUAUAACCUGAAACAGUAUCUUUUAAUUCCUCUUAGUUUAACCUGUUGCUUUCCCACUCCUUUUUCUCUCUACCAUCACAAUGGAAAAUAAAUAAUAAAAUGGAAAUGGAAACGUGUAUGUUUAUGAGGGAAAAAUGAUACUGAGGGAAGGAGAUGUCAUAACAGCAGAUUGGAUGUUGCCACAUUUUUUAAAAAAUGAUAUAUCUCAGGGACUUCCCAACAUACAACUGGUUGCCAUAUGCCAAGAAAAGAGGGAGUGCAAAUAAUCAGAGAAGAGCAGACCAGUCUGCAAAACUGUUUUUCAUCUGGGCAGUCCCCACUCCUUUUAAUUUUUUUGCAUAGAAAGAGAAAUCCCUUGCUGAAUGGAUUGUCAUCUUUUUUUUUUUUAGUGACUGAUUGGCAGCAAAAUCUCUCAAGUGUCCCAUAAAUCUCUGACUUAUAAAUUAGUAGAUAAAGGGAAACAAAGAAAGACCUUGUAUAUAAUGUGGUUUAGCUUUCAUUUUCAUUCUGAGGCCUCAUUACUGAAAGUAAUUAAGCAUUCCAACUUUAAUUUUCAGUUUAUUCUUUGAUAGAUUCAGUAUGAAUCGAGUUAGUAAAGGGGGAGAUAUAAGGAGGUUUGUUUGAGUUAAUUUCCUCCUUUGUCCUUUAAAAUCCAGUACUCCAGUGCUUCCUGCUUCUGUUGACAGUUGAGUAAAGUCAACUAAGUUUGGUGGCUUACAUGAUUUUAAUGGAAUCAUAAGCUUCUUGGAAAGUAGCAUAGCAUCAUAAAAAGAGUAUGAGACUUCAGAUGCCUAUAUUUAGAACUGGAAGAAACCUUUGAGGUUCACUCCUAUCCACCCAACCCUCCAUUGUGUGGAUACAGAUCCUGGGCCCCAGAGAAAUGAAAUGAUUUAUGGGAUCUUAGAUCUAGAGAUGGAAGAAACCCCCGAGACACCUAGUCUAGUGAUUUUUCCUAAAGGGCAGGUCACGUCACUCCCCUACUCAGUAAACUCCAGUGGCUCCUUAUCAUUAUUAUUUUUUUUUUAGUGAGGCAAUUGGGGUUAAGUGACUUGCCCAAGGUCACACAGCUAGUAAGUGUUAAGUGUCUGAGGCCGGAUAUGAACUCAGGUACUCCUGACUCCAGGGCCGGUGCUCUAUCCACUGUGCCACCUAGCUGCCCCACAGUUCCUUAUCAUUUUUAAGACUCAAAGGCCUUCAUAACCCAGCCUCUUCCUAUCUUUCCAGUUUUCCUACACCUUACUACUAACCACAUACCUUUCAGUUCAGUGACACAGGCAUCCUUGAUAACCCAUGACCCGAGAGACCCCAAAUCUUGGCCCUGGACAUUUUCUCUGUCACCCACUUUCUUCUCAGUUCAUUUAUUGAUUGAUUUCCUUGGCUUCCUUUAAAUUUCAGCUAAAAUCCUGUCUUUUACAGGAAACCUUUCCUAAUCCCUCUUAA